UUUUUUUUUUUUUUUUUUUUUUUUUAAAUUAAAAGUUCCAAUCUCGUUUUAGUUUCGUAACGUCUGACCGAAAUUUCCUCUUGCACCUUUUGCUGUCACGCAUUGAGACUUUAUUUUAUUUUAUUGUUAUUUAAAUACCAAAUUUCUUUUUUUUAUUUUUUUUUUUCCCUGUUAUCUCUUUAUAAAGCCAAACAGUGGCGAUGAACAAUCCUCGGGAAGAAAGCCUAUGCGUCACGUCAUUAAACCGCUGUUAUCUUUUUAUACACACGCGUGACUCUUGGCGAGGGGAACCGCAGCGAUCGCAGGUAGUCUCCGUUGCGACCUGAGCGUGCGAGUUUGGCAAUAUACCGCUGCUUCGCCAAACAGUAGAUUUUUAUUUAUUUAUUUUUUUCAAAUAGUCAAAGCUUUAAAGUCCAUAAGAACCAACCGAGAGGGUAGGGGAAAAAAAAAAAAAAAAAAAAAAAAAAAAAAUAGAAACAAUGUCGGAAACAGCGCUGGUGCAUAAAAUGGAGCUGCGGGACCUCGAGUCGGUGCUUCGGAGGAAGCUGGGCGAUCAACUCGCCGUGGUCAGUUACGACACGGAGCCCCUGAUACCGUUGGGCGAGAACUACUGCAGCACGAUACUCAAGGUGCGGGCGAUCGUCAAGGACAGCGCGGACGGGGCGGAGCCGAGGGAGCUGAAUCUAGUUGCCAAAAUGAUGCCCGCGACGGAUUACCAGAGACAAAUAUUCGACAGUAAGUUCACGUUUAGGAAGGAAAAUUUUUUCUACCAAAAGCUCCUGCCCGCUUAUCAGCAGCUGGAACGGGAGUUCGGGGUCGGCAACGACGAGAUCUUUGACAACGCACCGAUGUUUUACGGAGCGAGAUCGUCCAAGCUCGCCGGGGACGACGAGGCCAUUGACGACGACGCGGUCAUUUUGAUGCAGAAUCUCAAGGUGCUGGGCUACUACACCAUCGACAGGAUGAAAGGAAUGGACGAGGACCACGCGAAAACGUCGAUAGUCGUGCUGGGCCGGUUCCACGCCCUGAGCGUGGCAAUGAGGCACCACAAGCCCGAGUUCUUCGAGGUGAUAAAGGAAAACUCAAAGUGCCUGCGAUUCGAGAUCGAGGAGGACGACGUGGAAGAAAUCCGGAUAUUCGUCGAGACGAUGCGCACCGACCCGGUCACCUGCCCGUACUACGAGGACAUACGGGCCUCGAUGGCGCUGGACCUGCACGAGGUGUGGGAGGGCUUGCCGAGCGCCGACUGGGCCAGCAUCAUACACGCCGACUGUUGGACGAACAACAUCAUGUUUUUGCAGGACCCGGACACCGGCCGCGUCGCCGACGUCAAAUUCGUCGACUUCCAGAACUACCUGUUCAUGAGUCCCCUGCGCGACCUCGUGUUCUUCCUGAUGAUGAACCCCGACAGCCACGUCAUGGACAACAAAUUCGACGAGCUGGUCGAUCUGUACUACGACACGUUCGUCGCCCACCUCGAGAGGCUGGGGUGCGACGUGGCGCCUUUUUCGAGGGAAAAGUUCGACGCGCGCCUCAAGAUCGACGCCUUCUGGGAGUUUCCCCACAUACCGUUCAUGACGAAAAUCAUGACGACCCAACUGAAGCACGACGACAACGUCACUGUGCUCGAGGACGUUAUCAGGAGCACGGAAAUGAGCCCGGCUUUCAUGGAGAAGAUACGACAGUGUGUGCUCAAGUACGCGGAAAAGGGAUGGUUUUCCGCAAAGUGAAUACACCCUUGUUGUACUUUCCACGGUAUUUUUCCCUCCUUUUUUCCUUUUUUUAUUAUUACAAAUCCAUCGGUAAGUUGAGCAAUAAUUUCCACUCCUACCCGGGGAAAAGAACAAUGUUUAUUGUACAGUUUUCACGUAAAAAUUCCUGUAUUUGGUCAUUUUUCGAAUAUUUUCCAAUUCAUCGGCAAACCCGAUGGAUCAACGGGUGUAAAUGAACUCGGAAUAAUUCAGUCAUUUGCGUUACAAUUAUUAAUAAGGAAAAGUAUGUCACAAUAGUUCAGAAUAUUGAAGCGUCAAAGCGUAAAUUGCGCGUUUUGUGAGGGGAGAAAAACUUAUGAUGCAAAAACAUCAUGUUCCGAUGUAUACAACAAAAAAAUUCACUCGUAUAUUAUGUGCAAAGAGAAUAAGCAAACAUUUUUUUACAACAACGAGUUUUGAAUACUGCUUUACGAUAAGACUGAUGAAGUUGUCAGGUAUCCAUAGUGACAUCGAUUUUGCAUACCAGUACUUUUUAACUCUUUGGCUUUCAUUUUGUGUAUCAACAGUUUAACGGUAUAGUAGCGCUGUAACAAAAAAACCUUUACCAGAGAAUUUUGAUAUUGAAUUAAUCCUGUGUUUGCUUUCGUUUUAUUUGCGGGUAAUGAAAAAUUACAGAACUAAAACUGUCUUCAACGCCAACAAGUCCAACAAUUAUUUGCGACUUAGCCAUAUAACAGAUGAUUCAUGUUAAAUGUUAUAUCUCCUUUUUGGCUAUAUCGACAUUAAAUUUUUGUACAAAACAUCUGUAUCAAAUAAAAUGAUUAUACUCUUCAGAGGAAA
Molecule: messenger RNA, 2552 nt
Organism: Copidosoma floridanum
Lineage: Eukaryota; Metazoa; Arthropoda; Insecta; Hymenoptera; Encyrtidae
Source: RefSeq, a predicted model, not a curated record